Cetraspora pellucida is the source of this 278-nucleotide messenger RNA. The record is from the annotation of a GenBank genome assembly. Lineage: Eukaryota; Fungi; Glomeromycota; Glomeromycetes; Diversisporales; Gigasporaceae.
AUGUAUCCAACUGAUGAUAAUUGGAAGGAACUUGACAUGAUUGUUGAAUUACUUGAACCAAUUUAUCAUGCUACUAAUCUACUUUUCUUAUCAAGUUAUCUAACUCUUGGAGAUCUUCAUAUAGUAUUUUCUGUUAUUAUAUGUACAAUAAAUGAAGUUCAAAACAAAAAUAGUACACUUCAACAAAUUACACAAAAAAUGAAAACAAAAUUAAAAAAGUAUUGGGAUGAACUCAAAGAAACAUUUUACGAAUCUGUGGUUCUCGAUCCAAACAACAA